AGCUUUGUUUUGCCCCUCCUCCCAACUGGGAAGGAGUGUGUGAGUGUGUGUGUGUGUGUGUGAGAGAGAGAGAGAAAGAGAGGUUUGUUUUUCCCAUCAACCUCAUCAUAUACACAACUCUCCCAUUUCUGUGAAUUUCCCUAUGGAUACCUGGUAUUCUAGGUAUCACCGAAGAUGGAAACCAUCUAUUUGUUUUUGUUGAAAGCAAUGUCAUGCUAGCAUCAUCUCAACAACACAGCAAAGAAGUAAAACGCACAUAGACCACCAUUUCUUCAACUCAAACGGCAGUGAACAAUGGGGAAAGGAUAUUACAUCAGCAAACAAAUGGCCACUGCAGCCAUGAUACUGGCUGCAAUAGCCUUGGUGACCAUCAUUGCAUUAUCAGUCGUUUAUAAUCGAGAAAAGUCCAAAAACGCAGCAAAAUUCAAUGCAACUACAACACCAGUAUCUCCCACCUUGAAGACUUCUAACGAACCCUGGGACAAAUACAGACUGCCCGAUACUCUGUCUCCGCAGUACUACAACGUGACUCUUUGGCCUCGUUUGGUGACGAACGCCGACGGGAUGUAUAUUUUCACUGGGAGCUCGGGGGUGAUGUUUACUUGUGUGAAGAAAACAGAUCUGAUAUUAAUUCACUCCAACAAACUCAACUUGACUCUGUUUGAGGGGCACCAUGCAAAACUCAGGGGUGUGAGCGGCGUAACGGCUCCAGACAUAAAGACCACCUGGUUUCAGAAGGAAACGCAGUACUUGGUGAUUCAACUGGAGGGAAAACUGAAGCCUGGGAAGUCCUACUGGCUCUAUACAGAGUUCAGAGGAGAGCUUGCUGAUGAUCUGGAGGGUUUCUACAGGAGUGAAUACAUGGAAGAUGGUGAAAAGAAACUUAUUGCCAUAACUCAGAUGCAGGCCACUUACGCUAGGAAAGCUUUCCCGUGUUUCGACGAACCUGGCAUGAAAGCUGUGUUUCACAUCACUCUCAUCCAUGACCGGGGAACUACAGCACUGUCAAACAGCCAGGAAAUUAAGAAAGAAAAUAUCACCAUCGAUGGAGCAGCCAUUACCAGGACAAUAUUUGAACCCACAAAGAGGAUGUCAACAUAUCUCGUCGCAUUUAUCAUCAGUGAUUUUACGUACAUCAAUGCUCAAGUCAACAAGGGUGUUUUGGUAAGAAUAUGGGCACGGAAAAAAGCCAUUGAUGAUGGGCAAGGAAACUAUGCACUCAACAUUACUCAGCCAAUACUGGAGUUCUUUGAGAAAUAUUACAAUACUAGCUAUCCUCUUUCUAAGUCAGAUCAGAUUGCGCUGCCUGACUUCAACUCGGGAGCCAUGGAAAACUGGGGUCUUGUCACUUACAGAGAGACUGCGCUUCUAUAUGACCCGAGGACAUCUGCCAAUGGCAACAAGCAGAGGAUUGCAACUGUGGUUUCUCACGAACUGGCUCACAUGUGGUUUGGAAACCUUGUGACGCUGAAAUGGUGGAAUGAUCUCUGGCUGAACGAGGGGUUUGCUUCAUACGUGGAGUAUCUGGGCGCUGAUCAUGCUGAGCCGACUUGGAACAUUAAAGACCAGAUCAUUCUGUACGACCUGCAAAGAGCAUUUGCUGUGGACAGCUUGACUUCCUCUCACCCUCUCUCACGAAAGGAGGAAGAGGUCAACACUCCUUCAGAGAUUAGUGAAAUGUUCAACACCAUAUCCUACAGCAAGGGAGCUGCGGUGCUGAAAAUGCUCUCAGAAUUCCUGACGGAGCCUGUGUUUGCCAAGGGACUCGGUAACUAUCUGAACCAUUUUGCUUUUGGAAGCUCGGUGCAUUCAGAUCUCUGGGAUCAUCUUCAAAAGGCAGUAGAUCAAACUCCAAGGGUGAAACUACCGUAUAGUGUUCACGAGAUCAUGAACCGCUGGAUACUACAGAUGGGUUACCCAGUAGUCACCAUUGACACUCGAACAGGGAACGUCAGCCAAAAGCACUUUCUCCUGGAGAAAGAAGCAGUGGUGGAAAGGAAAUCUGAAUUCAAUUAUGAAUGGUUUGUGCCCAUCAAAUGGAUGAAAACAGGCCAGGAGCAUGAUCAGCUGUGGCUUCUGCAGAAAUCAGCUAUUCACAAACCCAUGAAAGUCAGCAAAAGCGAAUGGGUGCUGGCCAACCUCCGUGUGUCAGGAUACUUCAGAGUGAACUACGACCUUGGAAACUGGGAGCGACUUCUCAGCCAACUGGAGUCAAAUCACCAGGUUAUACCUGUGGUGAACAGAGCUCAGAUUCUGGAUGAUGCAUUUAAUCUAGCAAGAGCAUCCAUUAUAAACAUAACACUUGCUUUGAGAACCACUAAAUAUCUCAUGCAUGAGCGGGAAUACAUUCCAUGGGAGGCGGCGCUUCGGAAUCUGAACUAUUUUUUCCAGUUGUUUGAUCGCAGUGAAGUUUAUGGCGCCUUGCAGGCUUAUCUCAAGAAACAAGUCAAACCUCUGUUUGAACAUUUUGGUACUAUCAGCUCAAACUGGACAACAGUUCCUUAUGGCCACACUGAUCAGUUUACACAGAUCAUUGCACUCUCACUAGCCUGCAGCACCGGCGUGGAGGGAUGCAGAGAGCUAACCAAGAGCUGGUUCAAAAGAUGGAUGCAGAAUCCUAAUAUCAAUGCGAUUCACCCUAACCUGAGGUCCACGGUGUACUGUGACGCCAUCGCUGGGGGCGGAGCAGAAGAAUGGAACUUUGGCUGGCAGAUGUUCCAGAAGGCCACAGUUGCAGCUGAAGCAGUCAAGCUGAGAUCAGCUCUGGCCUGCACCAAAGUGCCCUGGUUACUGAACAGGUACCUGGAAUAUACUAUGAAACCAGAAAAGAUCCGCAAGCAGGAUGCCACUUCCACCAUUGGGUACAUUGCCAGUAAUAUUAUUGGCCAACCUUUGGCAUGGGACUUUGUCCGGGCAAACUGGGACUAUUUCUUCAAAGUGUACGGCACUGGAUCAUUCACUUUCUCCAGAUUAAUUGGUGACAUCACCAAUAGAUUCUGCACACCAUUUGAACUCAGUCAGUUGAAACGGUUCCAACAAGACAACGCUGAGACCGGAUUCGGCUCGGGAACUCGUGCGCUGCAGCAGGCCAUCGAGAAGACAACAGCCAAGAUUAAGUGGCUGGCAGAGAACAAGGAGCCAGUGCUGCAGUGGCUCACCUCAGAAUCAGAGUAAACUUCACAUCUGAUCAGAGUCAGUUCAAGUAUUACUUGAGUAAUUUCAACUGGAUGCACUAGAAUUCAGAAAUGAUCAUCAUAUACUCACCCUCUUGUUGUCCAAAUCUGUAUGACUUUCUUCUUAUGUAAAACAUAAAAGGGGCAUUUUUUAAUAACCUUGGUGUUCCUUUCUGUAUAAUAAAAGUGAAUGGGAACGAU
Megalobrama amblycephala (Wuchang bream) is the source of this 3374-nucleotide messenger RNA. It is a transcript of the gene anpepa, whose product is annotated as alanyl (membrane) aminopeptidase a. Gene Ontology annotation, molecular function: zinc ion binding; metalloaminopeptidase activity; peptide binding. The transcript is spliced from 21 exons. Gene Ontology annotation, cellular component: cytoplasm. Gene Ontology annotation, biological process: peptide catabolic process; proteolysis. The coding region runs from base 295 to 3174 and encodes 959 amino acids. The record is from RefSeq and is a predicted model, not a curated record. NCBI's taxonomy places the organism in Eukaryota, Metazoa, Chordata, Actinopteri, Cypriniformes, Xenocyprididae.